ACACACACACACACACACACACACACACACACACACACACACACACACACAGCCUGCAGUAAAACCUAGAUUGAUUUAUUUACUCGUGCUUAGAGAAAAUGAGAAUGCACUUACACAUCUUCGCCUCUAGAUGGCGGUGUGGUUUAAGAAAUAGUAAUAUAUAUCUACAUACAUACAUACAUACAUACAGUAUAUUCUGUAUAUUUAAUAUAAAUGUAAUGAUAUAAAGGUCUAAAAUCUUUAUUACUCUAGCUAUUAAAUUUUAUUUUACACACAGCUAUAAAUCUCCACAACACUGUUUUUAGUGAUGUUUCUCCUCACAGUCCUGCAGCUUUAAUCAAAUAUCUGCUUACAGGAGAACCUCAAUAGAGGUAGGUGUAGAACCCCAGACUGUAAACACAAGAACCAGAUCACGUGAUCCGGACCAGCAUCAUCCAGCCAAUCAGGACAAAGAGAUGUCUUAAGCGUUCCUUGGUUCUCUGUCUGUCGUUUCUUUAUCAUAAAGAGUUCCAGGUAGAACCUCUUAGAAGGCUUUAGAACCCUUCAAUAACUCUUGAAGACCUUUUUUCUAAUAUUGUACCAAGAACAGUUGUUGUCUUCUAGGGUCCUGAAAAGGUCUCGCUAUAGACAAGAGUUCCUAGUAGAAUGAUUUUAAGAGACUAAGAACCCUUGAAUAACCCUUUUGUUUACGAGUGUACCAACACCAAAAACCUCAGUGUUAAGCUCCUUACAGGUUCUGGGUGUUAAGAAGAAAAUAACGAGCAAUAAUUUUGAGUUUGUAGCACAUGCUCCAAGAAGGUUCUCCAGGGGUUCUUUAAGAGUUCUACUUCAGUUGCUGUCAUAUGGGGGAGCACUCUGUGGAAAGGUUCUACGGAGAUGUUUUAGAGUUCUCACAGAGAGACGCGAAGAAUGCUUAAGUGUAUUGAAUUUUCUGAGAGCAUUUUCCAACAUGGAAGCGUUCCAAACGAUUUUCAGAGGGUUCUAGAUGGUUAUUUUUCCGUAAUGAGUGACUCCAGCAUGCAGAGUGAAGCGGACCGGCGGCAGAAUCUGGUGGACGACUUGGUGACGAGAGAGAAGCAGCUGUUCAGCUCGUUCAGCCGAGACCCGAGCGCUCCAGAACCGUCACGGUCAACACUGCUGACGGGAGGAUUUGGGGCGGAGCCUGCACAGAAUCCGUGGCUGGUCGAUGAAUCAGAGGAGACGAAAGGACUGACGUUUAGAGAGAUCAAAGAGCAGCAGCAACGCAUCAUCCAGGCUCAGGAUGAAGGGCUGGACGUGUUAGCAGACGUGAUCAGCAGACAGAAGCGAAUGGGACAGGAGAUCGGAAAUGAACUUGAUGAACACAACGAGAUCAUCGAUGACAUCACACAGCUGGUGGACACGACAGACAGCCGCAUCCGCAAUGAGACACGCCGAGUCCAACUGGUGGAGACCAAAUCAGCUUCUUGUGGUAUGAUGGUGGUGAUCGUGUUGCUGCUCAUUGCCAUAGUGGUUGUUGCUGCUUGGCCGACAUGAACUGAUGAUGGACACACACAGCUGUGAAAUUCACGUACACACACACACACACACACACACACACACACACACACACACACACUUUACUGUAUUUAUUCCUUUGACUCUGUUAGUAUUUCAAUUUUUAAAAAGUGUUGAUGAAACUCACUCUGCUUCCCUGUGUAUGAAACUCUAAACACACACACACAUGCAAUGUGUAAGUUAUAACUAAUAAAAAUUUCUAAUAAACAAACAUUUAACAAUCUGCA
Molecule: messenger RNA, 1763 nt
Organism: Ictalurus furcatus (blue catfish)
Lineage: Eukaryota; Metazoa; Chordata; Actinopteri; Siluriformes; Ictaluridae
Gene: stx8
Product: syntaxin 8
Exons: 6
Coding region: 910-1515 (201 amino acids)
Biological process (GO): intracellular protein transport; vesicle fusion
Cellular component (GO): endomembrane system; SNARE complex
Molecular function (GO): SNAP receptor activity; SNARE binding
Source: RefSeq, a predicted model, not a curated record